This is a messenger RNA of Neurospora tetraspora, 1488 nucleotides long. RefSeq names its product general substrate transporter. The coding region runs from base 1 to 1488 and encodes 495 amino acids. Lineage: Eukaryota; Fungi; Ascomycota; Sordariomycetes; Sordariales; Sordariaceae. The transcript has 3 exons. The record is from RefSeq and is a predicted model, not a curated record. Gene Ontology annotation, biological process: transmembrane transport; carbohydrate transport. Gene Ontology annotation, cellular component: membrane. Gene Ontology annotation, molecular function: carbohydrate:proton symporter activity.
AUGUUCGCCAAAAAACUCACAACCGCCCGCCAUAGCCGGUUUUGGGCCGAAAAGCGCAUCAUAGCCAUCUCCUUCUUCAUCACACUCUCCUACUUCCAAUAUGGCUACGACUCCGCCGCUAUCGCCGGUUUCCAGUCUAUGCGCGGCUUCCUCAAGAUCUAUGGCCAUGUCGACCCGCACACUCCCAUCGGCUAUAACAUCAGCACCAACGUCCAGCGGCUGAUCCAGUCUCUCAUCAACAUCGGGAGUUUCAUGUCCGCUUUUGCCAUCUACUUUCUGGGUUCGAAGAUCUCGCGGCGAUUGGGGUUGUGGAUUGGCUGCGCGCUCGCCUUCUUGUCCGUGUCGAUCAUGAUUGGGGUCGAGAAUCUCGGGGGCCUGUAUGCGGGUCGCUUGUUGCUGGGCAUGUCGAAUGGGUUUCUGGUGCCGUAUAACGUCAUGUUUGUGAGCGAGUCAGCGCCGAGUUUGUUGAGGGGACCGAUACUCGGGAUGACAGUCUUACAGACUUCGCUGGGGGCGCUGUUUGGGAUCUUGGUGGAUAACUACACGAAUGGGAGGGAAAGCGAGGAUGAAAAUGCGAUCAACGCCAUUCGACGGUUGAGAGGCAUCAAGGACGAAACGCUGCUUCGAGCAGAAGUCGAGGAUAUCAGGAGCGCGUACGAGAUGGAACAGGAGCUUCAUGCCGGUAUCCAUCUGAAGGGCAUGUUUCGUGGUACGGAUCUGCGAAGGACACUGCUCAGCUAUGGGUGCAUCAUCGGCGGAACUUGCACCGGAAUCACGUUCAUGGCGGGCUUUUCGGUGUACUUGUUUAUGAUGGCCAAGGUCGGAAAGCCAUUUUACUGGGUCAUGAUAUCCCUGGUCAUCGCCUUGACGGGGAACAUGUUGUCGUUUUCGGCCAUGCGCAUCUGGGGUCGCCGCCAGCUGAUCAUUUAUUGUUCCAUUGGGUCGGCAGCCAUGUGGCUCGGCAUGGCCAUUAUAUACACGGUGUCGGGCAGUCACACUGCGACGGAUAAUGGUGCGGGGGCCGCAAAGGGACUGGUUGCGCUGUCGAUCGUAUACGGCUGGGUGGCAGGCUUCGGACAGGCGGGUGUGCUCAUUGCUCUGGCGGCCGAGAUCCCGUCGCAAAGAUUGCGGUCGCAGACGGUGGGAACCGGAGCUGGGAUUAACGCAUUCUUUGGCUGGAUGGUGUCGUUCUUUUCGCCCUACUUUAUCAAUUCGGAUAAGCUGAACUGGACCCCAAAGUAUGGUUACAUCUGGGGAGGAAGCAAUCUGAUCUUGGCCGUUUGGACGUGGGUGUUUGUGCCCGAGACAAAGGGAAGAAGCUUGGAGCAAUUGGAUGAACUGUUUGAGAAGCGCGUGGGUGCCAGGCAGUUUUCUUCAUAUGUCGUGGAGCGUCCGCUGGUUGAUGACGUUGUGGCAUCUCGUGCGGAAGGAACGAACGGCAAGCAUCGGGAGAAAGAAGCACCUGCCUUGACUGAAAGGACGGUGUGA